GACAUUUUUUUUUUUGUAGAAACCGAACUUUGUGUCAUCCGGGCCUCUCCGCCAGAUCCUGGAAUCUCACUGUCCUGUUAUAAUGGAGAAGUUCUGCCCAACGUUCUGGUGUCCUGGUGGGCGAUUACAGACCAUUGCUCGAGUUCUGUUGGUUUCAAGACCUCAUGUGUCGUACAGAAAUGAGAUUAUCCGGACUGAUGACGGAGGACAGGUAUCGCUGGACUGGACAGACGACGCUGACAGUGCCCAGUUCCCAGACGCUGCCUCUCGCCCCACUGUCUUAUUUCUACCGGGACUUACCGGGAACAGUCAGCAAUCCUAUGUACUGCACUUAGUGCGGCAGGCCAGCCGUGACGGCUACAGGAGUGUGGUGUUCAAUAACCGCGGCUUUGGUGGAGAGCAGUUACUGACACAUCAGACGUUCUGUGCAGCCAACACAGAGGACCUAGCCCUGGUGGUCAACCAUGUCUCCAGCCAGCACCCAACGUCCCCUCUGCUGGCCGUGGGGGUGUCCCUGGGUGGGUGA
Messenger RNA from Pseudophryne corroboree (corroboree frog), 526 nucleotides. Its product is annotated as protein ABHD1-like. The transcript has 4 exons. The record is from RefSeq and is a predicted model, not a curated record. Gene Ontology annotation, biological process: medium-chain fatty acid catabolic process; phosphatidylcholine metabolic process; medium-chain fatty acid biosynthetic process. Lineage: Eukaryota; Metazoa; Chordata; Amphibia; Anura; Myobatrachidae. Bases 83 to 526 code for a protein of 147 amino acids. Gene Ontology annotation, molecular function: glycerophospholipid phospholipase A1 activity; A2-type glycerophospholipase activity; monoacylglycerol lipase activity.